AAGAACUGUAUCAUAAUAUAUGUUUUACAUGUUAAGAUGUAAUUGUUUUAUUUAUUUUUUGUUUUAUCCGGAAUGAUGUGGCAGUUAACUGUAUAUUGAUAUCUGCAUAUCAAGUAGCGUACGCAGUAGCCUAUAGUUUCUGGGCAAUGUCUGUAUGCGUUAAGAGUCGAUAAAUACACUAAACGUUAUUAAUGUCACAAACAAACUACAAAGAAGAUCAGUUUUAUUCCCAUUUAAAAGAGAUAUAACUAGCGUUAGGCUCUGAAAAUAUAUUUCCAGCGUGCAAUAAAUGUUAUUCCCAGUAGGUGACGCUGUCCGCUUACAUGCAGCAAAUCCCUGCAAUGGGAGGAACACGUUGACUCGAGUCUAACGACUCCCCGUCUCGUCAUCAUUUGUAACCAUAGAGCAUGAAUUACCUCUUGAAGUCAUCAGUGAGAAUUUACGACUGGUCAACAAAAGCACGUGAUUCUCAAACGCACCCCCACCCCCAUAUUUGGCCGCAUACAUAGCAAAAACGAAGUACAGUGCAUUGCUAUAAUUCAUUAAUACAUCAUAAAUCGUGAAGCACAGCGUUAUAACGACCAAGAUCUACAAAUCAAGCCCUCUAAAACAACCUAAAUGAGCUCUUACUUUGUAAACUCGUUCUCAGGGCGCUACCCAAAUGGCCCUGACUAUCAGUUACUAAAUUAUGGAACUAGCAGCAGCGCUAUGAACGCCUCGUACAGGGACUCCGGCACCAUGCAUUCAGGCUCUUACGGCUACAACUACAAUGGAAUGGACCUAAGCGUCAAUCGUUCAACCAGCACUGGCCACUUUGGGGCGGUUGGGGACAACUCCCGGGUCUUCCAGUCUCAAGCCCCGGAGACGCGAUUCCGGCAGCCGUCAAGCUGCUCGCUCGCGUCUCCGGAACCGCUGGCUUGUUCCAACAACGAAAGCCUCGGACCCAAAGGCUCUUCGCCCCCUUCAGACCAAAACACCACCACCGCGGGUAAUAAUCUAACCAACAAUACACAUUUCACAGAAAUCGACGAGGCCAGCGCUUCUUCUGAGACCGAGGAGGCGUCGCACAGAGCGAACAGCUCUGCACCCCGGACACAACAGAAGCAAGAGAGCACGGCAACCUCCACUACCUCGGCGACGUCCGAUGGCCAAGCUCCUCAGAUAUUCCCCUGGAUGAGGAAACUACAUAUUAGCCAUGAUAUGACUGGACCAGACGGCAAAAGGGCCCGAACUGCAUAUACCCGCUAUCAGACGCUAGAGCUGGAAAAAGAGUUCCAUUUCAAUAGAUACCUCACCCGGAGGAGGAGGAUAGAGAUAGCCCACGCUCUAUGCCUCUCAGAGCGUCAAAUUAAGAUAUGGUUCCAAAACCGGCGGAUGAAAUGGAAAAAGGACAAUAAACUGAAGAGCAUGAGUCUGGCUACCGGAGGUAGCGCUUUCCAGCCAUAGUUGUACCCCAAGUCCUACUACGUGGUGUGCAAAAGAAAAUCACGAGGAAAACGAGAUGAAAAAUAGGUCUCAAAACAUUACUUACAGAGUUCUGUACAUCGCGGCACUUUUCGGCAUGUUAUGGAUGUUUUAGGCAUUUUAAAAUUCUACUGUGGUACUGCUAUAAUGAAACGAAAAUUAGUGUUCACAUGUUGUUCCUUUAAUACUAUGGUGACUAUCAUUUUGGCAAGUAAAUAAAACUGAAGGGGAAAGAAGCUAUCAAUAUACCGCCUGAUGUUCUUGUUAUGAAUAUUGUUUAUGUGUCAAGUGCUAUAUUAAUGCUUUCUUGAGAGUUAGCAUGUGAGCUCUUAAAUGUUAUAACUUAUUUACCUAUACACGUGUAUACCUUUUUGAGUUUACAGCUCAGAAACGCAUCUGCCCUUGUAUGAAGUGAAGCUCUAGUUUAGUGGUGACUGCAGUAAAUUUAGCAGAAGCCUCUGUAUAUUUCAUGGUCCUCUGUUUAAUCAUUGUCUAAAAAAAUCACAUUCAAUUUGUCAUGUGUUCAAACUCUUCUAUUAUUUUUGAGAGAAAAAAAGGAAAUGUGUAAAUAGUCCUCACUAGAUUCUUGUACCCGUUCAUACGUGUGUAUAGUUGUAUUCCAAAUAUGUAAUUGUAUAUUACUGGAUCAUGUUUAUGUUCCAAAAAGGAUGUACAUAUUGAACAUUUUUAUUGUGAUCAGUUGGCUAUUUGUAGAAGGCAGAAUGAACGGCAAACAUGUGGAAAACGAAAGAAAUAAAAUAAAAAAUGUAAAAUAAAAAAGCAUUGUCAUGUCGAACUGCCUGUUAGCAUUUUGCCAAGAAGCUUUUUGUAUUUGUUUGUAGUUUAACUUGGAGUAAAAAAAUAAAUAAAUAAAGUUCCUCAUAUUCAAAUCUAA
This is a messenger RNA of Carassius carassius (crucian carp), 2359 nucleotides long. RefSeq names its product homeobox protein Hox-B5a-like. Gene Ontology annotation, biological process: anterior/posterior pattern specification; regulation of transcription by RNA polymerase II. The record is from RefSeq and is a predicted model, not a curated record. Lineage: Eukaryota; Metazoa; Chordata; Actinopteri; Cypriniformes; Cyprinidae. The coding region runs from base 619 to 1446 and encodes 275 amino acids. Gene Ontology annotation, cellular component: nucleus. Gene Ontology annotation, molecular function: DNA-binding transcription factor activity, RNA polymerase II-specific; RNA polymerase II cis-regulatory region sequence-specific DNA binding. The transcript has 2 exons.